AUGGGGUGGGCCCUGAAAACAACCAAAAGGAGGCCGCGAUUUGGAAAAAAUGUUAAAGGAUACUUGAUUGAGAAGUUUCAAGCCGGAGAAACCAGUGGUAAUAAAGCCGAUCCUCGAACAGUCUCCAGGGAGAUGAAGUUCAAGAAAGAUGGAAAUGGUAAGCUAUUCUUCCAGCCUGACGAAUGGAAAACGGCUCAACAGAUCAAGAGCUUUUUCUCAAGGUACAGUGCAACCCUGCGUCGGCAACAAAUCGGUGUUGUAGGAGAGGAAGAGGAAAAAGAGCAAGAGUUGACGGAAGAAGAUAUGGAGGCUUGGGAAACAGAGGCUACACUCCAAGAUUUGCGGGACGCUAUUUACAGCCAAAUGAGACAAGAACAUCCCAUCCAGGUUGGCGAAAUAAACAUUUGCGACCUUUCACUUGCUGGUAAAUUACAAAAUCUGAAAAUUGUACAGCUGAAAACUGUUUCCAGUGAGUUAGGAUCCAACAUUCAAGGAUCACAAGCUAGAAAGAAAUCCUUUCUUGAGCCUCUAGAAGAAUUUGCGAAGAGCUGUAAAUGUAGAAAAUAA
Messenger RNA from Paramuricea clavata, 567 nucleotides. The record is from the annotation of a GenBank genome assembly. Lineage: Eukaryota; Metazoa; Cnidaria; Anthozoa; Malacalcyonacea; Plexauridae.